This is a messenger RNA of Williopsis jadinii, 540 nucleotides long. RefSeq names its product mitochondrial 54S ribosomal protein mL58 (gene MRPL20). NCBI's taxonomy places the organism in Eukaryota, Fungi, Ascomycota, Saccharomycetes, Phaffomycetales, Wickerhamomycetaceae. The transcript has a single exon. The coding region runs from base 1 to 540 and encodes 179 amino acids. Gene Ontology annotation, molecular function: structural constituent of ribosome. Gene Ontology annotation, cellular component: mitochondrial large ribosomal subunit. The record is from RefSeq and is a predicted model, not a curated record.
AUGGUUCAAAGUGUGUUUAGAAGCUCUGUUCGCUAUUCCUCAACGGUGUCGAAAAUUGCUCGUGUUCCUUCAAAGUUCAAUGCGACAUCAUCCGCUUCAAACGUGAAGCCGAACUAUUCAAAGGGAACGCUGUAUCACCAUCCAUCACCAUCGAUUGCAAAGAUCUCCACUCCAGAUGCAUUUUUACCUUCGAAUGAUCCACGUAAGGGGCUAAAUCUCAGUGGUAAGCCUUCUACAUCCUAUGCCAACGCUCCCUCGUUGAGCACACCAACCCGUCGUGAGCUGAACUUGACCCCUGCACAAGUCACAGAGAUUCAAACCUUGAGAAUGAGCGAGCCAGACAAAUGGACUCGCAAGGCGCUUGCAGAGAAGUUCAACGUAAGUCCCUUCACAAUAUCGUUGGUGAGCGAUGCCAACAGUGAGAGACAAGAGGAGAUGACACAGAGGCUUGAGACGAUCAAGAAGUCCUGGUCAGAAGGACGCAGAAGGGCAAGAUUGGAGAGACAGAAGAGAAAAGUGUCCUGGUACCGUGAUGAAUGA